GAUUGUUACCAGCGCUUAGAAUUCCUGGGAGAUGCAAUUUUGGACUACCUCAUAACCAAGCACCUUUAUGAAGACCCACGGCAACACUCACCAGGAGUUCUUACUGACCUGCGAUCUGCUCUAGUCAAUAAUACCAUUUUUGCAUCGCUAGCUGUAAAGUAUGACUACCACAAGUACUUCAAAGCUGUCUCUCCUGAACUGUUUCAUGUUAUUGAUGACUUUGUGCAGUUUCAAAUGGAAAAGAAUGAAAUGCAAGGAAUGGAUUCAGAGCUCAGAAGAUCUGAAGAAGAUGAAGAAAAGGAGGAAGACAUUGAAGUACCAAAGGCCAUGGGGGAUAUAUUUGAGUCCCUUGCUGGUGCCAUUUAUAUGGAUAGUGGAAUGUCUUUGGAAAUGGUUUGGCAAGUGUACUAUCCAAUGAUGAGGCCAUUAAUAGAAAAAUUUUCUGCUAAUGUGCCCCGUUCCCCAGUGCGAGAGCUGCUUGAGAUGGAGCCAGAGACGGCCAAAUUUAGUCCUGCAGAAAGAACUUACGACGGAAAGGUCAGAGUAACUGUGGAAGUUGUAGGAAAGGGAAAGUUUAAAGGUGUUGGCAGAAGCUACAGGAUUGCCAAAUCUGCAGCUGCAAGAAGAGCACUACGAAGCCUCAAAGCAAAUCAACCUCAGGUCCCAAACAGCUGAGACUCCUCUUAUAAUAAAUAAAAUGGGGAAAAACGCAUAAAAAUAAAGCAAAUUUUUUAAAAUGUUGAUGUUGAGAGGAACAAAUUGGAAGACAGAAUUUAAAGUUUGUUUGGUAACAGAAUAGAUAACAAAACAUUUAACAUGUAUAAAAUUUUGGAACUAAUUGUAGUUAUAGUUUUUUGCGCAAACACAAUCUUGUCUUCUUUCCUCACUUCUGAUUUGUUUAAUCACAAGAGUGCUUUAAUGAUGACAUUUAGCAAGUGUUCAGAAUAAUUGUUGUCAGGUCUUUUUGGUUUACUUUUAUUGUCAGUACAGCUUUGCUUAGUGUUAGAAGGCCAGGGAGCUUAUGCCUAAUGCAGUUGCUAGAUGUAUAUAUAGUAAUCUUGAAAUCCUUCAAUCUGUGCACUAGUGCCAGUCAUAAAGCAGUUGAUAAACUGUACUGGAUGAUUGGGUAUAAGAAAGAAUAAGUGUGCCAGUAUUCUCGUUUUUGUUUUUUUUUUUCUCCUACAUGUCAUCUUCUUACAUUAAGAUGGCAUUCCCAAUCAUUAUUGCACUUAUUUGUUAGGGACAGAUUUUAAUUGAAAUGGCUGGCAUACCGGUAGAAUGAGACUUCAAUUUCCUUAUGCCACAUAGUCUCGCAUUAAAAAAA
Messenger RNA from Meleagris gallopavo (turkey), 1324 nucleotides. NCBI's taxonomy places the organism in Eukaryota, Metazoa, Chordata, Aves, Galliformes, Phasianidae. The record is from RefSeq and is a predicted model, not a curated record.